AUGGUGGAGGAUUUAGAAUGCCUUUCUAAGGGUACAUUUAUGGAGGGUGAGACAAACCAGAGAAACAUCAUGAUAUAUUCCAACGAUAGUGAAGGGAAGGAGUCAAAUGGGCUCCCCUCGAGGGAGAAAUCACUGGAAUCGGCUUUGAGGGGUGAGAAACCUGGAGAAAUUGACAUGGACAACCAGACAGAGGCGAAGGAAGAUGAUAAUUCUAAUGAGGAUUUAGAGUCGGACUCCCACUCUGAGGAUGAAGUGGAAGAUGGGGAUGAACUAGGACUUUCGACAAUUAUGGGCAUCAUGGGAAAGAGAUCCUUGGUUCAGACUAUGACAAAAAUUUUGAAACCUUAUGUUGGGGUAAAGAAGAAGAGAGGUCCCAAAUCUGCCAGAGUUAAGCUGGAAAUGGCAGGGUGUGCAGCGAGGCAAAAAAAAAUUAAGAUCGAUAAAAGGAUAUGCCUUUUCCAAGGAGUCAUGAGGGUCCUAUCGUGGAAUGUCAGGGGCUGCAUUGCCCAUGACAAAAUUCAUUUGAUCAAGCAUUGUUUUGAUCAAACAAGAACUGAGAUUGUUAUCUUGAUAGAGCUGAAAUUAGAAGGUGAAGAUGUUGAGAGAUUUGUUAGAGUGUUCAAAGGCUGGAAGUGUUUGAUUGUUGACUCGAUUGGUGCCUCAGGUGGCUUGGGAAUUUUGUGGAAGGAUUCAGUGGUAGACAUUCAUAGGGUUCAGGCUGAGAGAUCUUGGCAAUGGGUAGAAGUUUUGUCAAAAGAGUUGCAUUUAAGUUUCUAUUUGAUAAAUGUGUAUGGACCCAAUAAUACUCGUGAAUUGAGAUUUGUGUGGGAGUCUCUUUCAGAGGUUUUGGUUAGUCAAAGUGAUAAACCCUUCCUUUUAGGGGGUGAUUUCAAUGCUAUUCUGAGGCCCUCAGAUAAAAGUGGUGGUAUAGGCUGGAACAAUCAAAAGCAAAGAGACUUUAGUGACUUUGUGUGUAGCAAUGGGUUGAAGUAA
Molecule: messenger RNA, 993 nt
Organism: Cryptomeria japonica (Japanese cedar)
Lineage: Eukaryota; Viridiplantae; Streptophyta; Pinopsida; Cupressales; Cupressaceae
Exons: 2
Coding region: 1-993 (330 amino acids)
Biological process (GO): base-excision repair
Cellular component (GO): nucleus
Molecular function (GO): phosphoric diester hydrolase activity; double-stranded DNA 3'-5' DNA exonuclease activity; DNA-(apurinic or apyrimidinic site) endonuclease activity
Source: RefSeq, a predicted model, not a curated record